Molecule: messenger RNA, 678 nt
Organism: Diversispora eburnea
Lineage: Eukaryota; Fungi; Glomeromycota; Glomeromycetes; Diversisporales; Diversisporaceae
Source: the annotation of a GenBank genome assembly
GAUAUAACAUCUCACACUGAAGCAUUUCGAAGACCAAUUCCCACUUCAGACUCCUACCCAAUAAGCGAGAUGCAACGCGAAGAACAGGAAAGACAUUUAUUAUUGCAGGAUAUAACAUCUCAUGCUGAAGCAUUUCGAAGACCAAUCCCCACUUCAGACACCUACCCAAUAAGCGAGAUGCAACAAUCGCAUCCAACUAAAGGGGUAUUACCAGCUAUCUAUCCAGAAAAAGUGGUACAGGGUAGUCUAAUUACUAAUAUAUUUCCUAACGCACAUUUAGCAAAUAUUGCCGGGGUAAUUCGAUCACUUCGAACUGGAGAUGAUAUGCGACAUACAUCAGGGCUAGGUUUCUUUGAUUCAAUCAGACAUCUUGCUACUUCAGAAAGAUCCGCUCCUUCGCAAAAAAACCCAACUUUCUUACAUAAAAAAGAAUUCAUACGACACUUAAAUCAGACGUUACCUAAAUCCGCUGGAGCUGAUCGAUACAAUAUCCACGUUUAUAGUUCUGCCCCUCCACAGAUUUCAACAGAAAGAUCAAACCCAGAUACUCUUUGGCAACAUACUUAUGAAAAUUCACCUAUAUUUGGGCCACCUCUUCCUGAAUGGCGAAGUCAUAUCGACGAUGUAACGGUUUUGGGAAAUUCAACAGAAACUGUCUUCGGAUCUAAUGAAUCUGGA